UAAUCAGUUUAGGGUGAAUUAAUAUGAUUCACGAGCUGUUGCUGGCGUUAAGUGGAUACCCCGGGACGAUUUUUACAUGGAACAAACAAACAGGUUUGCAGGUGUCCCAGGACCUGCCCUUCAUUCACCCCAGUGAGACCAGUGUCCUUAACCGCCUCUGUAAACUGGGCUCAGAUUACAUACGCUUUACAGAGUUUAUAGAACAACAUACUGGCCAUGUGCAUCAACAAGAACAUCACGCAAACCAGCCCAACCAGACUGGACUUCAUGGAAUUUACUUGAGGGCUUUCUGCACUGGACUUGACUCCAUGCUGCAGCCGUACAGACAGGCCCUGCUGGACCUUGAACAAGAGUUCCUUGGGGAUCCACAUCUGACAAUAUCCCAUGUGAAUUAUAAGCUUGAUCAGUUCCAGUUACUGUUUCCAUCUGUGGUGGUGAUGGUGGAGACUAUAAAAUCACAGAAGAUCCACGGCUGUCAGAUCCUGGAGACGGUCUACAAACACAGCUGUGUGGGGCUUCCUCCUGUGCGCAUGGCCCUAGAAAAGAUUCUGGCGGUGUGCCAUGGCGUGAUGUACAAGCAGCUUGCAGCCUGGAUGCUGCACGGUUUGCUGCUGGACCAAAGCGAGGAGUUUUUUGUGAAGCAGGGGCCCAGUGCAGGAGGAGCUGCUGCCAACCAGGAGGAGGAGGAAGAGGACCUGGGACUGGGAGGCUUGAGCGGGAAACAGCUCAGAGAAUUACAGGACCUGAGGCUGAUCGAGGAGGAGCACAUGCUGGCUCCGUCUCUGCAGCAGUUCUCCCUGCGGACAGAGAUGCUGCCUUCCUACAUUCCCAUCCGAGUUGCUGAGAAGAUCCUGUUUGUGGGAGAAUCUGUCCAGAUGUUUGAAAACCACAACCACAGUCCAUCUAGAGCUGGCUCCAUCCUGAAGCACCAGGAGGACUUGUUUGCUGCUGAGCUGCACAAACUCAAACAGCAGCCUCUUUUCAGCCUGGUUGACUUUGAAAAUCUGAUUGAUGGCAUCAGGAGCACAGUGGCAGAGCAUCUCUGGACUUUGAUGGUGGAGGAGUCAGAUCUGCUUGAACAGCUCAAGAUCGUUAAAGAUUUCUACCUGCUGGGUCGUGGAGAGCUCUACCAGGUUUUCAUUGACCUAGCGCAGCACAUGUUGAAGGCACCUCCAACAGCCGUCACUGAGCACGAUGUGAAUGUGGCCUUUCAGCAGGCAGCUCAUAAGGUGCUACUGGACGACGACAACCUCCUGCCUCUGCUGCACCUCACUGUAGACUACCAGGGCAAAGACAGCAAAGAGGUGUCAGGGAGCAGAGAGGGAGCUACUCCUCCACAGGACACAUCCCCUCGCGAGGUCCCCCCCACAGGCUGGGCGGCUCUCGGCCUCACCUACAAGGUUCAGUGGCCGCUGCAUAUCCUCUUCACGCCUGCUGUCCUGGAGAAGUACAACGUUGUGUUCAGGUACCUGCUGAGUGUGCGGCGCGUGCAGUCACAGCUGCAACACUGCUGGGCUCUACAAAUGCAGAGGAAGCACCUCAAGUCCAGCCACACAGACGCUGUCAAGUGGAGACUACGCAACCACAUGGCAUUCUUGAUCGACAACCUGCAGUACUACUUGCAGGUGGAUGUGCUGGAGUCUCAGUUCUCUCAGCUGCUUCAGACGAUCAACUCCACCAGAGACUUCGAGAGCAUCAGGCUGGCCCACGACCACUUCCUCAGUAAUCUGCUCGCCCAGUCCUUCAUCCUCCUGAAACCGGUGUUCCACUGUCUGAACGAAAUCCUGGAGCUUUGUCAGAACUUCUGUGCACUGGUCAGUCAGAGUGUGGCUUCUCUCGAUGAGAGGGGAACUGCUCAGCUGGACUUCCUGGUCAAGGGCUUUAGACGGCAGUCCUUCUUACUGUUCAAAAUCCUUUCAAGUGUGAGGAAUCAUCAGAUAAACUCUGAUCUGGCUCAGCUGUUACUGCGACUAGACUACAACAAGUACUACACUCAGGCUGGAGGCACCCUGGGCAGUGUUUAAGAAGAUUAAGAUUUGGAGAAAGAGGCUAAACUCUCACACAGAAGAAAAAAAAAACUGUACAUAACUUCCACCAGUCUUGUCCUUGGCCAAAUGGCAUGCCAGGUAAAAUGAUUAGAAGGGUUAGUUCCCCCAAAAUUAUAAGAUCAUAUUUAGUCACUCACAUCUAUGGUAUCACUGUGCAGACAUGUUCAAGUGUCUCCCUCUGGAAUUUAGGAUUAUAUUUAUGGUGCUCACAGAAUACAGGUAAAAAGCAGCCUGUCAGAAGCAGACACCUCAGUGUAAACAGAUUUCAUUGGUUGGGCAGAAGGUAGCUGACCCAGAACAACCAGAGGAAGCUUAGACUGAGCUUUCAAACUGGACUGGGCUUUAGCUGUUUGAUAAGUCUGAGCUAAUUAAAGCCAUUCACAGGUUUAAUUUAAAGGAGUAGUUUUGAUAAAUGUGCUUUCUUGCCAAGUGUUGCAUUGUAACAUCACUCUCACAUGUUAAAGGUAAAGCUUCAGCCAGGAAACAGUUGGAUUAGCUUACCAUUUCCACCUGAAGCCAUAGCCAGCCAGGCUAGCUGUUUCCAGUCUUUAUGCUAGCUUCAUGUUUACCAUUUAGACACUAGUGUAGUACCUCUGUUCUCAGAACUCGGAACAUAAGCACAUUUCCCAAAACACUAAACCCUUUGAUAUUCAAGUAGCCUCCAAGGCACAAGUCCAUACUAACUUAGCAUUUAUUUAAAGCUGCUUCCUAAGAGAAUUUUCUGGAAAUAACCCUCACACAACUGGUAAAUCUGCUUUAUGAGACACAGCCCAGGACAUCUUUUCUGCAAAGACAAGUUGCUCUGUUUUAAAUGCAAAGUUUCUGUGAGCAUUACAGAUAAAUUUGUUUACUUCUACUGUACUGUGACAGAUUUUGACACCACAGCACAAAUGCCUGAUGCCAUCUGCAAGGGGAGAAUGUUCUUAUAGUUUGGCUGACCUGAUCCUUUUGACUAUAGACCCUGUGUUCCUUGUGUAAAUACUA
Messenger RNA from Monopterus albus (swamp eel), 3032 nucleotides. It is a transcript of the gene tubgcp4, whose product is annotated as tubulin gamma complex component 4. The coding region runs from base 24 to 2024 and encodes 666 amino acids. Gene Ontology annotation, biological process: microtubule nucleation; cytoplasmic microtubule organization; mitotic cell cycle. Gene Ontology annotation, cellular component: gamma-tubulin complex; spindle pole; microtubule organizing center. Lineage: Eukaryota; Metazoa; Chordata; Actinopteri; Synbranchiformes; Synbranchidae. The transcript is spliced from 18 exons. Gene Ontology annotation, molecular function: microtubule minus-end binding; gamma-tubulin binding. The record is from RefSeq and is a predicted model, not a curated record.